Messenger RNA from Frankliniella occidentalis (western flower thrips), 791 nucleotides. RefSeq lists its product as uncharacterized. NCBI's taxonomy places the organism in Eukaryota, Metazoa, Arthropoda, Insecta, Thysanoptera, Thripidae. Bases 144 to 698 code for a protein of 184 amino acids. Gene Ontology annotation, molecular function: small ribosomal subunit rRNA binding; structural constituent of ribosome. The transcript has 4 exons. The record is from RefSeq and is a predicted model, not a curated record. Gene Ontology annotation, biological process: mitochondrial translation. Gene Ontology annotation, cellular component: ribosome; mitochondrial small ribosomal subunit.
GUCACUGUUAUAAAAUUAUCGGUUGCAGCUGGACAAGGCGGAGUGGAGAUCUAUCGGUCUUGUCGGCUGCAACUUCAUGUGGUGUUAUUUACCGUUUGACAUUGACUUAUUUUAGUUUUCUCGAUCAAAAUCAGCAUUACAAAAUGUCUCUGUGGAUUAAAGCUGCUUUGAUGAGUGGUUGUUCAGUGAUACGUCAGGCACCAGUGCAGAGGCUGCCUCCCAUUGCUUAUGAGCAGAAGAGAUUUGACUCUUAUUUUACAAUGGGAAAACAAAGAAUGGGAAAGAGGAAGGGAAUAAAACCCAGACCAGUUGAAGUAAAAGAACCUAUAGUUGCUGCUGCCCUGUAUGAAAAGGAAAUUGAUCGGUCCGUGUUCGAGGCCCGAGCAAAAGAUCUGCCUGAAGAGAAUAUGGAAAAUCCAUUUGUACGUCCAAAACCCCAAUGCAUUCUUUGCAAGCACAAAAUCACCCCCGAUUACAAAAACAUUAAACUAUUGUCCCAGUUCAUAUCUUCUCAAACUGGAAGGGUGUUUGGCCGUCACAUUACAGGUCUUUGUAAAGAACAGCAAGAACGUGUUGAGAAAGAAAUACGAAAGGCUCGCUGGUCUGGGCUUAUGGCAUACUAUUUUAAACAUCCAGAAUUCUUCAAAGAUCCAAAGCUGUGUGAUCCAUCAAGGCCCUUGAGACCCCAUCCGUACUAGAUAUAUUUAAAAAAUGAACAUGGUCCUGUGUAAUUGUAAAUGGAGUGGGUCAUUUGAUACCAUCUUGUUAGAAUAAAAAUUAAGUGCUUGUUA